Messenger RNA from Dichotomopilus funicola, 1227 nucleotides. RefSeq lists its product as uncharacterized. NCBI's taxonomy places the organism in Eukaryota, Fungi, Ascomycota, Sordariomycetes, Sordariales, Chaetomiaceae. The transcript has 3 exons. Gene Ontology annotation, molecular function: GTPase activity; GTP binding. Gene Ontology annotation, biological process: cellular response to starvation; negative regulation of autophagy. The record is from RefSeq and is a predicted model, not a curated record. Bases 1 to 1227 code for a protein of 408 amino acids. Gene Ontology annotation, cellular component: fungal-type vacuole membrane; Gtr1-Gtr2 GTPase complex; nucleus.
AUGUCUUUCACUUAUGCCGAGGACGGGGACGUCCCGACUGACACGAGAGGAGGGCCUAGCCGCCCUCAUCCGGUCCGAUUUAUCAGUCCAGCAGCGCUAAAUCUUCAUCGUGUCUACGAACAGAACCGACAACGGUUACAAAAGAAAGAUGGCACCAAGGUGCCGGACCCGACCACACCUCAGACUAAAGGGCGACCCAGGUUGUUAUUGAUGGGCCAGAGGAGGAGCGGCAAGUCGUCAAUCUCGAGCGUGGUCUUUCACAAACUACCCCCUAGCGAGACAUUAUUCCUCGAGUCCACCGCGCGGAUCCAAAAGGACAGCCUCAGCUCGUUCAUGGAGUUCCAAGUAUGGGAUUUUCCCGGGCAAAUCGACAUAUUCGACAAUCCGAACUUUACCUUUGAUAUGGACGCGAUAUUUGGCGAAAUCGGCGCUUUGAUAUGGGUGAUUGACGCCCAAGAUGAUUACCUCGAGGCAGUGGCCCGUCUCAACGCCACGAUCCUCCACCUCCACCGAAGUUACCCGCACAUUAAUAUCGAGGUGUUCAUCCACAAGGUCGACGGCUUGAGCGACGACUACCGACUCGACAUUCAGCGCGACGUAACGAUCCGCAUCCAAGACGAACUCUCCGACCAAGGCGUCGAAAACGCGCCGGUCAACUUCCAUCUCACCUCCAUCUACAAUCACAGCAUAUUUGAAGCUUUCAGCAAGGUCAUCCAGAAGCUGAUCCCGCGUCUGGGCCAACUGGAAGCCAUGCUUACCAAUCUCUGCCGCACAUGUCGAUUCGAAAAGGCCUACCUCUUCGACGUUAACACAAAGAUCUACAUCGCCACAGACAGCACACCUGAGGACAUGGCUAGCUACGAGAUCUGCUCCGACUAUGUGGAUGUCAUAAUCGACUUCACGGAAGUCUACGGCUCCUGGUCGCGCUCCGAGAACUGGCGUGAGCGGCUCGAGGGUGAACCGUGGGCACAACCGCUCGAUGACCAGGUCGCGUGUGAGUGGGCGGAGAGCGGCAUGGUACUGGCUGAUGCGCGGCGGCCGAUCAUGUUGCGCGAGGUGGACAAAUUCUUAGCGCUGGUGGCGAUCAUGAAAGAAGGGUCGUACGAGAAGAUGCCGCAGAUCAAUAUGAAUGUGGAUGUUGUGGUCAAGGGGUUAACGGAGUUUUUUGAGAUCACCAAGCCGAAGGACGUCAUUGGUGGGGGGCCUCAGAGUGCUGGGUUAGUGUAG